AUGUGAUUGCUGCUCCCUUUCACAUUCAUUGCAAUCUCUCAAGCAUCUUAUUUUGAAUGUGAAAGCGAAUGGGGAAAAAUAUUACAAGCCAGCCAAGACAUUCUGAGCCCAAAUCCUUCAGACUACACAAAGAUGUUUUUGUACUCAGGAUUCAUGAUAAAUGAUCUUGGCCAAUACGACCCUUGCAAUGAUUUAUCUAUUUCUAAAUAUAGGCAUAUCCUUAAGAUAGCCCGAUAUGGGUGAGGGAAAUAGGCCAAAACUUCCCACUUGACUAGGCUAACUCAGGUUGGUCGAACUAAGUGGUAAAUGGCGAAUGAGCCUCCAUCCACUUUGUUCGGCCAACCCGAGUUGGCCGGACAAGUGGGAAGUUUUUGCCUCUAUCCCUCGCCCAUAUCAGGCUAUCUUAGGGAUAUGCUUAUACACUUUAAUAGUGCUUUUCCCUUAUCCAAGUAUGCUAAUUGCACUAUGCGGGCCUAAAGUUUGCACAGCAGAGGAUUAUCAGCAGCUUCUGGCAAAUCAUACAUUUUAUCAGACCAUAUCAGAAAAAAUACAAUUUCAUAACCCUUUAUAGCCUGAGUGCUCAUUUGUAGGGGUUAUACUAUAUAUAUGGCCGACACUAAAAGUUGGUUUUACGUUGCUAGGCGAUAAAUUAACUCCCAAAUUGAAUUACCUAUCUCAUUCAAAUCAUAGGAAAAGAGAAAUGGAAAAUCAACCCCCCAAUAACUUCAUUAUUGGGCAUAGCUCAAAUCAGAUAUAGUAUAGGGCUAUAAUUGAUUUAGAGCAGCUUAAAGCUGCUGAAACAGCAUUGCCUGUGAUUUUUCCUAAAGAGUAUAUUGAUGAUAAUUUCGAAGAUUUUAGUACCGGAGCAAUUCUUAUGAUAACUUUUAUUUGCAUUGUUGGAGUGAUAGGACUUUAUGCAACAUCUCUCGAAUACUAUUUAUUGUCGAAAAAAUCGAAAGAAAUAGUGGCAGAAAAAGCAGAAAUGAUAGAGCCAAGAGCUGAGGAUUCAACUUUGGUUAAGUUAGUCCUAUGUUUUUCAUUAAUUUGAAACAUUUAUUAAUUUUUUUAUUUUUAGAAUUUUAUAUAGCGAAUUGCACUAAUUAGGCUCCAAACUUGGCAAAAUUCCACAUGUGGAGACAAAACCCGCUUGUGAAGUUCCCAAUCAGAAUAGCUCCACAUAUGGAUUUGCUCCACACUUGGAAUGAUUUCUCCAAUGUAAAGCCCAAUCUCUAAUCAAUGCAAUUUACUAUACUAUUUCAUUUUUGAAUAUUUUUAAUUAUCCAUUAAUUUCUAAUACCAAAAAGCUUUUUGUCAGUAGAAGUCAAGAAAGGCUUGGAAAAAAAGACUCAAUGGAAUUAUUAAAUAGUGUAAGAGUGUUAUCCAUCAGCUGGGUUCUCAAUGGUCACGUCCUUUUGAUGCUUUAUUAUGUUACAGUCAUAUCCAACGCUGAUACUUAUAUUAAAGAAGUUUCCAAAUCUCAAUAUAUAAUCCCAUUAGCUGGAGAGUUUGCUGUUGAUACCUUUUUUUGAGUGUCAGGUUUUCUCGUCACAUAUUUGCUUAUCCACGAUAUAAAUAAUUCAAAGAAAAUGAACUGGCUUAUGAUUUACGUUCACAGGUAUCUUCGUAUAACACCUUUAUAUUUAUUUUGUAUUUUAUUGUUUUGGGCUCUUCAAAAGCAUAUUGGGAAUGGCCCAAUAUUUUUUACUGGAGAUAUUAUAUACUUUUUUUAUUAAUUCUUAUAAUAUUAUAGUAAAAAUAUUAAAGAUGUCAAAUUCAGUCUAAAAUAAUUUAAAUAAUGAAUGCAAAAAUCAUUGGUGGACAAAUAUUUUGUAUCUUAAUAAUUUUAUUCCUAAAGGCAAUGGAAGUGGAUGCUUUACUACAAGCUGGUACUUAGCUAAUGAUAUGCAGUUUUUUAUUAUCACUCCUCCAAUUCUUUAUAUUUAUCAUAGGCUUAAUAAAGUUGCGGCAUGGGGUAUUUCGGUGGCUCUUAUUUUUGAGUCAAUGCUAAGCUCAGGACUUAUUGUAAAUCACUAUGGUUUAAAUGCAGUUACCCAGUCUCUGAAUAAUACUGAAUAUUAUUUCGAUAAGUACUAUAACAAGCCUUAUUGUAGAAUUGGAGUUUAUUUCGUAGGGGUUUUGACAGGGAUUAUAGUAUAUUCUUAUAGGAAAUAUCAAAAUAAAAAUGAAGUUUAUGAUAAAAUUUCGGUUUGGGUUGGUAGACAGCUUGAAAAUAAAGCUAUAAGGUACGCUGUCGGACUUUUUGGGCUUACUCUUAUCAAUUUAUAAGAUCUAUGUAUAAAUAGCUCGGCAAUAUGUAAUUCUUUUAUUAAAAAUCUAUAAAUAAUAAUUUAUUGAUUUAUAGUUAUCAUUAAAUAAUUUUACUGUAAAAAGUAUAUUGAUUUUUGUCCAAUAUGAUAUAUAAUAUUUAAAUAAAUAUAGCAUAGAUGUACUAGAAUUCAUAAUAUCAAUAAACAGUAAUUUUAUAAAAAGUGGCUUAAAGUAAAAUAUAUUAUUAGCCAAGUUUAAAUCAGCUAAGCAUACUCUUUUAAGCACCCAGGCAAGGACUUUAAAUACGACCACUGAAAUAAUACUCAAAAUGUUAUUUUUCUUGCAUUUGGCAGAGUUUCUUUUGGAAUCGGACUCACUUGUUUAUGUUUACCAGCAUUUUUAGGUCAUUUCACUUGGAUGACUUGAAUUUUGACUUGGGAUCUGUGAACUCCUCUUGCAAGACUAUCAUUUUGUGUCUAUUUAAUUCACUAUAAUAUUCUUGAUAUGACCUACAGAAGUAUAAAAACUGCAACCGUGCUUAACGAGUUUACACUCAUAAGGGAUUCAGUUUUCUUUAUUAUUCUCGCAUAUAUAAUUUCGAUCCCAAUUGUACUUUUAAUUGAGAUGCCAGCUUUUGGAAUUGAAAAAGUCAUAUUUUCUUCAACACAUAGAAAAUCACUAAAACAAGAUAAUAAGCAAGUUCAAUUGGAGCCUUUGGUUGGGAAUAAAUAA
This is a messenger RNA of Blepharisma stoltei, 3000 nucleotides long. Lineage: Eukaryota; Ciliophora; Heterotrichea; Heterotrichida; Blepharismidae. The record is from the annotation of a GenBank genome assembly.